Messenger RNA from Truncatella angustata, 852 nucleotides. RefSeq lists its product as uncharacterized. Lineage: Eukaryota; Fungi; Ascomycota; Sordariomycetes; Amphisphaeriales; Sporocadaceae. Bases 1 to 852 code for a protein of 283 amino acids. The record is from RefSeq and is a predicted model, not a curated record. The transcript has 2 exons.
AUGGAGUCAACUGACUCUCGGGCUACGGCACAGUUUAGCGAAUUCCCAGAAGUAGAUCAGCGAGCUUGGAAUCAACCCAGUACCCUUCCAGAAGUGGUUCAGCCCAGCUAUCCAGAAGCCCAUGGAUACAUACGACCUCGAAACGAACCAGGUGAAAAAGCUGCGAAGAUUUUGGCCUACGACCUGGUCGGGAAAGAAGUCAAACAUGACACAGCCAGUCCGCUAACCUCAGAUGGUGCACAUUUGAUAUAUCAGCAAACUGUACAGUCGAUGCCGAAGGAGCCACCGUCAGAGAAAAUAGUGUCUGAAACGUCAAAACACCUCUUUCGCGGGUGUACACCUUGGCGACUCCUAGUCCUUGCGGUCAUUGUGAUAUUGGCUGCCGUCGGGGGUGGUGUCGGUGGUGGCAUAGCGGCAAGUAUACAACAUUCCACAUCGACCGCAAAAUACGUCGCUAAAUUUCCAAGUAGUGCCGCUCCAGCCUUAACUUCAUCAUCGCCAUCAACACUAGCAACCGUGUUAUCAACUACCUCUUCUUCACCAGCCGUUUCUCAGACACCGACGAAUCUAAAGAAUCAAACGAGAGAGUUCUCCUUUCAGGCUUAUGAAAGGCCAAACUAUGAAGGCGGAGCAACAAAUAUCUACAGGACGAUAGGAUCUCAAACCCUCGACUUCAAUUGCACGAGUUACAUCUGGCAACCGAACGAAACAACCUGCUGUGUGACAUUCUGCGCAAACCACAAGUGGGGAGGCUGGUGGUGCCAACCGAGACAACAAUUAGUAGGCAUCCAGCCUCUGACGCUUGCCCAAACACUGACCUCGUCCACAGAAUGCUUCUGGAGCCUUCAAUAA